AUCUUAGUGAUUUCAAAUGAACCGUUCCCAUGUACGACAUAAUCAUGACAGUACUACGCAUCGAUAGUGAAAAUAGAAUAUUGCUCAGAUGAUCAUGAUUGUGACCCUGUUGACGUGUGUUGACAACACGCAGAACAAGAGCUUUGAAGAGUGAUUUGCAGUGAAGUUAAAAUCAGCAUGGCAGAAUGUCAGAUGGUGAGAGAACCAAGGGGAGCAAGACAACGCCCCCCAAGACCACCUCCCAUAACCCAGAACAUAGACAAUGUUACAGAUGUAAAAACAUUUCAAAAGCUACAUGACUCUGCCUAUAAAUAUAUCAACAAAGGACUUGCUGUGGAUGAGGAGUCGAACAUACAAGAGGCUUUAUCAAACUACCAAAAGGGACUAGAAAAGAUUGAAAUUGGUUUGAAUACAAAUGUGGAAAGUUUAAAUUGUUCCACAGAUGAGAAAAAUGAUUUAAAAAUGAUGCAACAAAAAAUGACAAAAACAAAACUUCAGAUUGAGUAUAGGAUUCAGUCACUGACACAGACCAGAAGUGAAUCCCCUCAGUCUAUGGAAGUACAGGCCCCUCCGUCUUAUGAGGAGUCAAUAUCCUCACCGGGGUCAAUGUCAGAGGAAGCAUUUCUGUCUCUGGGAGACUCAAUAAUGAGUGAACAGUCUAAUGAUGAUAUCCUCUCUGCUAAUGCUGAAGAAAUAUUCUGUAUUCCUGAUGGAGUUCAGAUCUUUUACAUUACCCCAGAGGGAUUUGUCAGUGCACCGUCUUAUCCAUCCUCCCUGAAGAUGUUAAAGUUUACUGACCCACCUCCAGCAGAUGACCAGAACAGACCCCCUGCCUUUUUGAAGGUUGAUAACUGGAUAUAUCCUUUAGUGCCUGGAAUGUCCCCUGCUCUGCAUGCUACAAAUGGUUCAUACAUCUUUCCAGAUGUCACAGCUGUCGCUGAAGGAUGUUCUGUUGGCCUUCUACUACCCCCUGAUGCAACACCAAGACAGAGACAGCAGUUUGAACAGACUCUGGCAUCAAUGACAGCUCUACUGGACCAGACCACACCCUCUGCCCCACCCCUGGAGCAAGAACCUUCAGCUCCACCCAUAGAAUCAGAGCAAGAAGAUACUCAUGUCUCUGUAAAAGGGGGUGUAACUGUGGCUGAAACGGAAGCAAGAGAGAAAACUGAAGGGGGCACCUCCACCAAGAUUGCCAAGGGUAUCUCAGUAGCAUCAGAGUGGAUUUCUUGGGGACUGGAGAAAGGAUCGGAGAAGGCUGGACACUAUAUAAGGUUAGGAUCUACCAAGUUAAGGGAACAUCUAAGCUCAGAAGAACCCAAACCAGUGGACCCAAAACUCCAGAAAGGGGCAGAGUAUGCCAGGAAAGGGGCUCAUGUUGCAGUGUCUGUCAGCUCGUAUGUGGUGAAAAAACUAGGACAAGCUACAGUGGCAGUAGCAAAAGAAGUGGCUCCACAUCUCCGUAAGCAAGGACAAAAGCUCCUCCCAGAAUCCAUGAAAAGCCAGGCAUCCGCCUCAGGCAGUAAUCCCAAAGUGGAAAAAGUCAUAGAUGGUGCUGUAGAAGUGGCAGCUUCAGGCUUGAAAGGUUUUGGGACAGUUUACAUGUCAUUGGAGACAGCAGCUAAAGCUCUGGCCAGAAAUCUGGCUAAUGAGACCGUGACGGUGGUCAAUCACAAGUAUGGAAGUGAAGCCGCUAAAUUAUCAGAGAAUGCCCUGUAUGCAGUUGGAAAUGUUGCCAUGACAGCGUACAAUGUGGAUAACCUAGGAGUGAAAGCUAUAGCAAAACGAGCCGCGAAAGAAACUGGCAAGGAGCUAGUGAAAGAUAUCCACGGGGAGUGGAAAGACUCAGGCAAAACAACAACCCAGAGUUAUUCAUCCCUGAACAACCAGCAACAGAAAUAUCCCUGAAUUGUGUUUACUGCUUAUAGACUGGUAUUUGUGACUUAAAUUGUGAGGCAUUCCUAUAAACGUGUGUGUUUAUGAAAAACACUGUUAUAUUGAAGAUUCCUUGUAUUACGCGAGUACUUGAUAUCGCGAACUGACUCACAGACGUUAAAUUGCGAGAACACGAAUUCACGAGUAGACUGUUGAUGAAGAUAUUUUACAUGCAUUGCAACAAUAUGAAAGAAACGGCGAGUAAUUUUAUUUCGUUAGCGACUUCUUUCUAAAUUACAUGUAUAUGACAAUGAAUUCCUCAUGUAUCUCUAGGAAUCUACAGUUCUAAAAUUAAUGAUUGUGAUAUAAAGUGAAUACCUGCCAUAUACAAUGUAUUUUAGUGUUGGACAUGUCAAUCAUCUGCCUUUCUAUAUAGACUUUUGUAACCAAAACAACAAAGAAACUUUAAUUUUGUGAGGGAAUAAUACUGUAUAUAUACACAGUUUUAUUUUCGCUGUGAUUUGAUAUAUAUUUUUGUUUUACUGUUGGACAGAACCAUGACCUUAAACACUGCAUUAAAUAAAAGUUUAAUCAUGGGAAUAUGAAGUACUCAAGGACAGUCAAGGUUACCUCAAUGUUUUACUACAAUGACAUUAACUUUGUGCUCUCAAACUUAUAAUAACUGCCUUUUAUCAUCAUAUAUACUUAACCUUCAUUGCUUAUCGAAUUAAAGGACUCUAAUGAACCAUACAGAUCAAACUCGGAAAUAUUUCAUCAUGUUCAUCAAAUUCAAAGAUUGAGAAAAAUAGAAGAAAAAACUAAUUCACACCUCAGCGAUUUUCUCAUUUGCUCGGGUUUGAGAACCUUAGUACUGUGACAUCACAUGAUGUCAUGUAGUUUAGAAGGCUAUGAUGUCAUAACUAAUAAACCAGUGGUAGCCACUAUUAUGACUUUGAGUGCUUGACAAUAUUUCAGUCACAUGAUCAUUGCCCUGCCUAUCCUUUAAAUGGGUAAGAAAUAAUUAGGUGCAGUUUAAAGCUUUACACAAUUUUAAUGAUGCCAUAUCCUCAUACACACACUGGUACUUUAAACUGGCCAGCACUGAAUGACCUUGACUUCCCAUUUUUCUUAUUCUUGAACAAGGAGAUGGUAGCUUUUGUAUAACUUCAUGUACAUAUGCAAUUUGAUGCUUGAAAAAAACAAUUUACUGAUAUGAUGUUUCUUUGUACAAAAAUUGAAAUGCAAUGGAUGCAUUCUAGUUUAAAUACACAAUUGUCUGUUAUUCACCAAUAAAUAUACUGAAUACAGUUUCUUUGAUAAAUCAUUAAAUACCUUGAACUUUCUUUAUCGCUGAUGUCUACAUAUUUGGCUUUGAUAAACCAAUGAAUACAGUGAAUUCUCUUUUAUGUCUCUGAUAUACACGAUUAUCUGUGAUUGACCAUUAAAUUUAUUGAACUAUCUCUGAUGUUGAAAACAUUUGUCUUUGAUAGACCAAUAAACACAUUGAAUUCUC
Ostrea edulis (European flat oyster) is the source of this 3388-nucleotide messenger RNA. Its product is annotated as spartin-like. The transcript is spliced from 8 exons. Bases 178 to 1908 code for a protein of 576 amino acids. Gene Ontology annotation, cellular component: plasma membrane. The record is from RefSeq and is a predicted model, not a curated record. Lineage: Eukaryota; Metazoa; Mollusca; Bivalvia; Ostreida; Ostreidae. Gene Ontology annotation, biological process: cell division; negative regulation of BMP signaling pathway.